Loxodonta africana (African savanna elephant) is the source of this 9845-nucleotide messenger RNA. It is a transcript of the gene ZNRF3, whose product is annotated as zinc and ring finger 3. The record is from RefSeq and is a predicted model, not a curated record. Gene Ontology annotation, biological process: negative regulation of canonical Wnt signaling pathway; ubiquitin-dependent protein catabolic process; Wnt receptor catabolic process. The transcript is spliced from 9 exons. Lineage: Eukaryota; Metazoa; Chordata; Mammalia; Proboscidea; Elephantidae. Gene Ontology annotation, molecular function: frizzled binding; ubiquitin protein ligase activity. Gene Ontology annotation, cellular component: plasma membrane. The coding region runs from base 147 to 2948 and encodes 933 amino acids.
AGCCGAGCGAAGCCUGCGACCCACAAAGCCACCGCCGCCGCCGCCGCUGCGAUGAGCCUCUGAGGCGUCAGCCCGCGCUUGGUCCUCCGCCGGCCAGCGACUAUGCCCGGCCGCGCCCGCCCUCCGCGCCCUCCCGCCGCAGGACCAUGAGGCCGCGCUCGGGCGGGCGCCCAGGGGCCCCGGGCCGCCGCCGCCGCCGCCUCCGCCGCCGCCCCCGCGGCCGCCGCCUGCCGCCGCCGCCGCCGCUGCCGCUGCUGCUCGGGCUGCUGCUGGCGGCCGCGGGGCCCGGCGCGGCGCGGGCCAAGGAGACGGCGUUCGUGGAGGUGGUCCUGUUCGAGUCGAGCCCGAGCGGCGACUACACCACCUACACCACCGGCCUCACGGGCCGCUUCUCGCGGGCCGGGGCCACGCUCAGCGCCGAGGGCGAGAUCGUGCAGAUGCACCCACUGGGCCUGUGUAAUAACAAUGAUGAAGAAGACUGGUAUGACUAUGGCUGGGUAGGAGUGGUGAAGCUGGAACAGCCAGAAUUGGACCCAAAACCAUGCCUCACUGUCCUGGGCAAGGCCAAACGAGCAGUACAGCGGGGAGCCACUGCAGUCAUCUUCGAUGUAUCUGAAAACCCAGAAGCUAUCGACCAGCUAAACCAGGGCUCAGAAGACCCGCUCAAGAGACCAGUGGUGUAUGUGAAGGGCGCAGAUGCCAUCAAGCUCAUGAACAUCGUCAACAAGCAGAAAGUGGCUCGGGCAAGGAUUCAGCACCGCCCUCCUCGACAACCCACCGAAUACUUCGACAUGGGGAUUUUCCUGGCUUUCUUUGUCGUGGUCUCCUUGGUUUGCCUGAUCCUUCUUGUCAAAAUUAAGCUGAAGCAGCGGCGCAGUCAGAAUUCCAUGAACAGGCUGGCUGUGCAGGCCCUGGAGAAGAUGGAAACCAGAAAGUUCAACUCCAAGAGCAAGGGGCGCCGGGAGGGGAGCUGUGGGGCCGUGGACACGCUCAGCAGCAGCUCCACGUCUGACUGUGCCAUCUGCCUAGAAAAGUAUAUCGACGGAGAGGAGCUGCGGGUUAUCCCCUGUACUCACCGGUUCCACAAGAAGUGCGUGGACCCGUGGCUGCUGCAGCACCACACCUGCCCCCACUGUCGGCACAACAUCAUAGAACAAAAGGGAAACCCAAGUGCCGUGUGUGUAGAGACCAGCAACCUCUCACGCAGCCGGCAGCAGCAGCGGGUCAUCUUGCCAGUCCAUUACCCCGGCCGUGUGCACAGGACCAAUGCAAUCCCAGCCUACCCUACCAGGACGAGCAUGGACUCCCACGGGAACCCCGUCACGCUACUGACCAUGGAGCGGCACGGGGAACAGGGCCUGUAUUCACCACAGACCCCUGCCUACAUCCAUGGCUACCCGCCCCUCCACCUGGACCACACCCUGGCCACCCACCGCUGUGGCCUGGAGCACCGGGCCUACUCACCAGCCCACCCCUUCCGCAGGCCCAAGUUCAGUGGCCGCAGCUUCUCCAAGGCAGCUUGCUUCUCCCAGUACGAGACCAUGUACCAACACUACUACUUCCAGGGCCUCAGCUACCCGGAACAGGAGGUGCAGUCCCCACCCAGCCUGGCUCCCCGGGUCCUGUCCCGUGCCUUCCCACCGAGCGGCAGUGGCAGUCUGCUUUUCCCCACUGUGGUGCACAUGGCCCCACCCUCCCACCUGGAGAGCGGCAGCACGUCCAGCUUCAGCUGCUACCACGGCCACCGCUCAGUGUGCAGCGGCUACCUGGCCGACUGCCCGGGCAGUGACAGCAGCAGUAGCAGCAGCAGCAGCUCUGGCCAGUGCCACUGCUCCUCCAGCGACUCCAUGGUGGACUGCACUGAGGUCAGCAACCAGGGUGUGUACGGGAGCUGUUCCACGUUCCGCAGCUCCCUUAGCAGCGACUACGACCCCUUCAUCUACCGCAGCCGGAGCCCCUGUCGCACCAGCGAUGCAGGUGGCUCGGGCCGGGGCCCAGCUGUGCACCUUGAGGGCUCUCCGCUGCCUGAGGAGCUCCUGGCCACGCACAGUCGUGGUGCUGGCCUGGGAGAGCAUUGGCCUGGCCCUGCCUCUCCCUCGGGGGACCAGCUGUCCACCUGCAGCCUGGAGAUGAACUACAGCAGCAACUCCUCCCUGGAGCACAGGGGGCCCAAUAGCUCUACCUCAGAAGGGGGGCUCGAGGCUUCUCCUGGGGCCGUCCUGGACCUCAGGAGGACCUGGCAGGGGGGCCGGGAAGGGCUCACGUGUGCCUGCUGCUGCGAGCCCCCGCCCUCUGCACUGGAGCCCAGCACAGGUGCGGCUGAUGGCAGCACCUUGUUCCUGGGUACCCCCCUCUGUGAGGGCUGUGGCCCUCCAGUCGGGGAACCACCACCGGGAGGCCCCCAGGGCCUGCACGGCCUUCACCCAGACCAUUUGCCCAGGACAGAUGGGGUGAAGUAUGAGGGCCUGCCCUGCUGCUUCUAUGAAGAGAAGCAGGUGGCCCACGGCAGCGGAGGGGGCGGCAGCUGCUACACAGAGGACUACUCCGUGAGCGUGCAGUACAUGCUCGCUGAGGAGCCCCCACCCAGCUGCCACCCAGGGGCCCGGGACCUGAGCCAGCGCAUCCCCAUCAUCCCAGAGGAUGUGGACUGUGACUUGGGCCUGCCCGCAGACUGCCAAGGGACCCAGGUCUGCAGCCUCUGGGGUGGGACACCAGGCCUGGAUACCCCCCAGCCCCACCAGGGCCUGGGUGUGGCCCAGGAAGGAGAGUGGGCUCUGGGCUGCCCCGUGGGGGUGCUGCUGAGGCCGGGUUACCCUCCAGAGGAGAAUGGUGCCUCCAGGGCCAGCUUCCCCAGUGCCCUCCAGGACACUCAGGAGUCUGACACCAUGGCCACUGAGGCUGCAGGAUCAGGAUCUUGCCCAGCAGAUGCCAGCGGCACAGGAGCCUGAGCUGAGGAGGAACUCCUAUCUGGAAAUGGGGGACUGUGCAGAGACUCCAAACUCUGAUUUCCUUAAAAGAAAAAAAAAAAAAAAUUUUUUUUUUAGCUUUGACAAACAAACAAAAGUGGUAAUAGAGCCCUCCUUCUCAACCCGAAAUGUGAGCCACCUGUGGCAAAACCACCCCCACCCCCAUUAACAAACCAACAGACACAAAGUUCUGAGUCCUUUGCCUCUUUUGAUAACACGUUACUCUGUUUUGUAAAGUGUGUGUGCUUGGGGUUCCAAGGUGUGUGGGAUUGAGUUCUCUGCAUUGUUUUUUUUUUUUUUUUAAUGUUAUAUGUAAAUGUAAAGUUAUUUAAAUAUAUAUUUUAAAGAACCCUAACUGCCAACAUUCGCUGGAAAAAAAAAAAAUCUCACUGCUGCAUUAAAUGAACCACAUCACGUGUAGAUACUGUUGUCUCCCCAGAGGGAGCUCAGGCCUUUGAAAAGCUCAGGGCUACACCUGCCUUAGAAAAUGAACCAGAAACUUGAAGUAAAGCUAGUUGAUAUGGGUACAAACUCUGAGGAACAAUGCAAUGCUGCCUCUUUCUUUCUCGUGGCAAAUCCCACUGUACAAAAGUUCAGGACUUCUCAGAAGCCAUGUCCCUACAGCCUGCACCUUUAGGCCCUGGGUGGAAACAGCUGGAAUGAGAGCAGAAGAUCCAUAGCCCUGGCUCCCAUCCAAGGAACCAGAGUAGUUCUGAGGGCAUCCGGGACAGUCCUUGCUACAAGCCUUGGGGUGACGGGUGACUCCAUCCACUCUCUUUAGUUUGCCCUCUGGGGCCAUCACCCAGAAUAAAAUGACAGAGUCCCUGGUCAUGAUCUGGGUCGGGGACCAGGUCAUAGUAAGGGCAGCAGGCGCGGGGUCCUCUGUAUGAAGUGUCUGACUGACCCCAGGGCCUGAGGGAAGAAGAGCCUAACUUUGGAAUCUUUUGCAAAAAAUACGUUGGGCUUCCAGCCACUGGCUGCAGAAAUGGUUCGAUGGGCUGUGUAGGGGCAAACACCCAAGGGGAAUGUAGUUUCGUGGCCUUGGUAUCUGGAGGGGCGUGGGGGUGCUCUCCACAAACUCUGCCCGCACUGGCACAUGCUCAGCAUGUAGAGGAGGGGAUGCCUAGGUGGGGCAAGCCUGUGUGCGCAUAUGUCUGCGGGGGCACAGCCAGGACCCUUGGCUGCUGCAUCCUGGGGGCACACGCCAGGACCCGCAAGGUCUGCACUGAGCUGAGCUCCGCGUGGAUGGUACGUUCCCCAUCCUGUUUCCCACGGAAGCACCGCUUCAGGGUGAUUCAGCCCUCUGCGUCAUGGCUGAAAUUCCUCAUCUCGCCUGGAAAUGUCUACUCUUCUGUCUACGUAAUGCACUAUUAUGUAUCAAUUCUCCAGGAGACAGAGAGAGAGAAAGAGAGACUAUCGGAGAGUUUAGACACAAAGGAUGGGUUUUUGUGUAUUUUCCCAGCAUUUUUUAAAGGGGGAGGGAGAAUUUAAAAACCCAACAGGUGUUUUUUUGUUUGGUUUGUUUUGUUUUUGGGGGGGUGGUUUAAAAGACGUUUCCAUUUUAAAAGGGAGAGAGAAUCUAUUUAAAGCUGUUUCAGAUCAGGGAUUGUUAUCCUUUUUUGUCCAAUGUAUUCUUUAUUCUUUAAAAAAGUUUUUAGAAAAAACUGACCACAUUAGCCCUUAGGUUCACUAACUCUUCUGGUCACUUCUGUGUAUUUAUUCACUCAAACAGGGAUAUGUUGCCAUCUGAAAGCGUGUGGCCCAUUCAGCCUAAGCUCAUUCACAGAAUGGGAACGGUGCAGCCUGGUCCUAUGGGUGGGGAGACAGGGACCACCCUGGGCUUCCAGGUGACUGUGACAUCCCUCUGUAGUCAGGCUCAUGUGAAGUCAGCACCUGUGUAGCCAGACCAACUGUAUAGGAAUCCUUUGUUCCUAAAAACCCCAGCUAGUGAUGAGGAAUUUACUUAAUUCUAACCAGGAUCUGAUGGUAAGAAAUUGCAGCAUCCAAUAAUUGAGCCAUUUGCCAUAUAGAAAGAAGCUUGCUGUGGUUAGACUUGGGCCUCCAGCCUCCAUGGCGCAGUCCCCUGGGGGCAGCUCCCUCUGGGCUGUGCCCUGGCACACCUGUUGGCGAGGGUGUGAGAAGCCCUAAGCUGUUGACAUGUGAUCCAGCCGCCUUUAUAUCUCGGGCCAGAAGUAGCAGCUGCUGAGGACAACAGCUUGCAUUACGUGGUUUUAGGGAAGGGGUAUGGCUUUUAACAUGAACUGCAAAAAGCAGCCUCUCAUGGUUGAGAAUUUUUUUGUUUGUGGCUUUGUUUUUUUGUUUUUAAUGCCUUUGAGUGAAUAUUAUCUUCCUUGUCUGAAACCAUACCCCCGAAGUGGCUUUCUUUAGCCCUGGCGGAAAACCUCUCCUCAAUAGCUUUAAGCAAUGAAAGAUGAGUACAGAAUGUGGCUUCAACCAGGCUUAUUAAAAUAAAUGUGCCCAGUUUUUCAUUUGACAGGGAAAACUGCAGAUGGCAAAAGAAGCACAUUUCAUUUUUGUUGUUUAUAGGGAUGGUAGUAACCAGAAAAAAUGAAAUUUUAAUAUCUUAAAUAUCAGCAGUUGUCUUUUAAAUUUGUGCCGGCUCAUCAGAUAGGGAGGCGACCAGAAUAUAACAGCUAACUCUAUUAUUGCCUCACCUUUUAAAUCAAAAUAAAUGUCUUCUUCAAAGUUGUAAGACUCCAGUUGAGAUGACAAUUUUGUGGCAGUUACAGUGAAACCUGUGAGAGAUGGAACUAGACAGGACUGCCUUGUUUUUCUGGGUCUUGCAAGUUUUCUCCCUUUGACAGUGUGCGGUCUUACCACUUUUCUAUUACUCUUUUAUUAGUGGAAAAUAUUUGCAUUUUCUUUCUCUGACAGGUUUCCACCUUACAUAGGUUCCAGCUUUCACAGGUUUUACUGUAUAGAGCUGUGGAAACUGGAAGCACCACAUUUUCCACUGAGAACCCCCACCUCCCAGGCUGAGGUGUGGCUGUUGGACAUGGCCUAGCCCUAUAGGACAGCCAUGGAAACUGAAGAACAAUAUGGAAAUGGGUAUUUGGGUGUUCUGACUAACGAGGUACCUCUUUGUAGACACGGCUCCAGUGAGCUGGCUGGAACUCUCCGAGUUCCUUCCCCUUCUCCAAACCCAAGCCAUUUUAUAAUGCUCUGUCUGCUGCCUCACUGCUUGGUCCCUUCCUUACGUGCUGCUAGUCUCUACUCCAAGUUCAUGCAGGAUGAAUGCUUUUAAAUUGAGGUCUAAAAAAGAAUUACUACUCGAGAGUAUUAUUUUUAAAACAGAACUGCCUUUUUCUGUUCUUUAUAUAACUGCUUCCUAUUGUGUUGGUCUAACAAGGCACUAUUUUAAAAUGUUUUUGUUUUUUUUUUUAAUUUCUCCCAUAGCACUUAAAAGAUAUUUUGUAAAGACUUUGCUGUAAAGCUUUUGUAAUAAAAUGGUCUAAGGGCUCUUUCUCCAACAUUACCAUUUUUUUUUAAAAAUGUUUUAAAGGCUAGAAAACAACUUAUGUAAAUUCUGUAUAUGUAUAGCGGCACAUUUCAUUUAUGGAAAUAUGUUCUCAGAAUAUUUAUUUACUAAUAUAUUUAUCUUAAGCCAUGUCUUAUGUUGAGUGUGUGACAUUGUUGGAAUAAUCUUUGAAAAUGACUAACACGAGGCCCUGUACAUACAUGAUAAUUGCACACAGAUUUUACAUAUUUGCCGACCAAAAAUGAUUUAAAACAAGUUGUAGUCUUCUAUGGUUUUGUAACAAAUUGUACAAAUGACUGUAAAAAAAAUACAAUUUUAUGAAGUAUGUGUUAUACGUUGUCAUUGCUCUUUUUGGUUAAGGUCUACCAGUACUCUACGAAGGAGAGGUUUGUAUGGGGGCAAGGCCUGACUUUAAUGUCAGCUGGCCCACAGAAGCAUGGAUAAAAUUUUCUCUCAGGUGAUUUGGGGUGAUGUAAGCUGGUGUCUCAGGAGAGUAGCCACUAGAGAGUAGUGAGAGUUUAUCUUUUUGAGGUGGUAUUAGGCCUUCUGCUCAACACUGUGAAAAAAAGUGGUAGUGGAUGACUCAGAAGAGCCUCGCAGUCCACAUUUUUUAAAAAAAGGGAAUUGUGUACCCCCCUCAAAAAAAAAAAAAUGUGUUGGAAUCCUAACCCCUAUACCUGUGGUGUCAUCCCAUUUGGGAAUAGGGUUUUCUUUAUGUUAAUGAGUCCAUGUCAGUUGUAGCUAGUGUCCUAAACCUAAUCACGUCUGAGUGAUAGAGCAGCAUAGACACAGAAACAAGCGAGCACAAAAAAGGGGGGAAGAUAGAUGCCAUGUGGAGAUCACCAAGGAACUGAGAAUGAACACCGGGCUAGAGAAACUGAAAGAUCUUACCCCAGAGACGACAGAGAGAGAACAUUUUCCUAGAGCCGAUGGCUUGAAUUUGGACUUAGAGCCUCCUGAACUGUAAGAAAAUUAAUUUCCGUUCUUUAAAGCCACCCCACUUUUGGUAUUUCUGUUACAGCAUAGGUUAGACAUAAACCAUCAGCUUCAUCUGCCAGGUCUUUUCCUACUUGGAAGAUUUGAGAGGGAUUCCUCAAGCCUAACAACAAUUGUGAGGAUGCUGCAGGACUGGGCGGUGUUCCGUUCUGCUAUGAUUUGGAACCAACUCGACAACCUCGAACAUGUGUAGGAAGAGGGCAUUGUCUAAAGCCCCAAGCAACUAGCCCUAGAAACAACAUCAUGAGAGUGGAGAGGGGCCCUCAGUCUUGAGAAAAUCCCUAACCCAUUUUUGUUGUUGCCCGGGAAGGGUAGCUACUAACUUGUAAAGCACUCUGAGAUCACAUGGAAGGUACAAAGUGGUGUUUAUUUUUCAGACAUCUAGCAGAGAAUAUCCUAAUCUCAUGAGCUCCUGUUCCUAUUUCUUACUCUUUAACUUGGGCCAUUUUUUUUGGCACAGGCUCCUCACUGACAUGGGGCUGCUUCCUGCCCAGCAACUGGUCCUUCUGAGCACCUUCAGUGAUGGUGGCCUGACUGCACAGGGCUUCCCAGAGCUUCUGUUUAAUGGCCUUGCCCAGCUCCAAGCUGUACCUCUUGGGGGUCCCUGAGGGAUUCCAUAGCAUUGGCUCAACCACAGCAUGGUACAGAGCUUGGUAACCCUCUGUGGGGAGGCCGUGGAUGGUGAGUGUGUCCUCUGACAACUCUCUCUUUCUGACUUCAGGAAGCAAUGCCUGGCCCUUCCAGGCUGCUGUCCCACUGUCCCAGGGUAGCGCUUGGGUGGCGGCCACAUGUUCAGCAUAACUUUCCUCAAGAUCUUGGCAGACAGUUACUUUUUUCUCCUUUGAACUUUCUUUACUCUAGCCAGGAAGAAAGAAGAGAAGUCAAAGCUAAAACUCGAGAAGGGUGCUCAGAAUAAUUAUCUAGGAUUUGUGUCCCAGAGUCUUGGUUACAGCAACAACCAACGUUUGUCUAACGUGUUCUGUCUUACUGAGUGCCUUCAUGUAUACCACAGCAUGUGUUCCCUGUAACCCUAUAAGGUCGGCAAGACAGCUUUAAAGGCAAGGAAAUUGAAUUUGGUUUGCCCAAGGCCCCACAGCUAAAAGGUUAAUAAGCACAGCUGUUGUACCAUGCAUGAUCCAAAGCAUUUACUCUGUUCAAGAGCCGUUUGCAUGUAUUAACUCAUUUAAUCCUGAUAAAGCCCUAUGAGGGCAGGGCCAUUAUCCCCUAUUUUAUAGAUGGCAAAAUUAAGGCACAAAAAUCAAGAGGUCAAACCCAAGGUCAUCUUCAGUUAUAACCAGGGCUGAGAUUUGAACCUCUCCUGGCCUCCAUGGAGUGAUGGAGUUGGACUCAGAGCAGACCUCUAGACACCAGUCUUCCACAGGGAAGUUCAUAGAAUUAACUUUCUUUCCCAUCUCUAUCCUGUUUUCCCUUCACUCCAAGUUCUUUUUGUCUGUACUUAGGAAAGCCUUUUCACCCUUCUGUAGAAGUAAAACCAAAUCUGGUGCUUUCUCCACCGUGUCGUGCCAGGCCACCCUACCCUCCCCAUUUGUCUUUAACUUCCAGAUUCCCUUCUCUUGGUAUAAAUCUCAAGCAUUUGUCUUUAAGUGCCCCCUCUAGCUUUACCUUUUAUUUUCCCCGCCCCACCCCAUUUAGUCCACCACUGGCCAGCAUCUACCUCACUGAUGCUUCCUAUGGGCCUCUUAAGCCUAGGCGAGCCCAGCUGCCCCGCUGGCUGCUUGCUCUCGGAACCGAUGGAGUUUCUGACCCUGCGCUGUUGAGCGGCUUUCAUCGUUGAGUUGUCCUUGGGCUUUAAUCGCUUCGAGGGUUUUGCUUUUUCAAACUUGUGCGGUAUAGGGCAGCUUUUAUCCUCCAAUUGUCGCCUAAGUACAAGCUUCACCAGGGAUAAUGAACUGGCAAUUAAUGGAUCCUUUACAACUUCCCAAGAAGAGGUGGUACCUGGCAUGGGGGCGUUGGCAUUCUGCCUUGCACACUUUCUGGCCGUCCAUAUGUUGGUGAGAGCUGGUGAGUCCACAUAGCAGUCCUGAAGCCUGGUGUUGAGCAAGAUGGACUGUCGGAGCCCAUAGGUGGGGAUGCUGAAGUCUCGUCUCACAUAGAUUGGGUGCUAGAAUUACAAGGGGGAAAAAAACAGCAGUAAAAAAGACCAGUUCUUAAUCACAGACGAGAAAGCCUAGUUUGGAGGCAAAGUAUUAACAUCUACGUAGCUCUUAGAAAUGUUGCUACAUGUCCUCUCUCCUCUUCACCAAAGCCUUUUGUACCCAGUAGAGACAAGAUAGUAACUUCAUAAGGUCACAGUGAUAGCCAGGCUUUUGGAGGACAAAGCAUACAGGUGAGAAGUGGAGAUCAGGGAGCAUUGUAAGGAAGGA